AUGAAUCGCAUCGAUGAAGAGGAAGAUAAUACAGAUAUUGCCGCGGUAAUGAUAACAGAUGACACAACAACCUUUACUUUAGUCGAUCAAUUUCCUUCUGUGCAACCAGCUCCAGUGUAUAGCAGUAGUGACAGCAUUUAUUCAAGCAAACAAACUAGUAACACAUCUUCUCGUUCAAAAUAUCAAACAGCAUCUCGACCGACCUCUUUAUCACCGACCCGACAUUUACUUUCUUCGAAUGAUAAUGUUAUUAAAGAUGUAAAAAAACGUCGUCGACAUGCAAGUGAUUCAAAUACAAAUCAUAUAAAAAGUAUUCCCACAUCACUCGUUAUUUCAUUUCUUCGACAUUUACGUAACGAAUUACGAGCUACAAGUGAUAAAAAAAAUGAUUAUCAACAACAUAUUAAACAGAAAUCAUCUGCAAGAACUAAUCGUACUCAAAUAUUAACAAUAGAUUUAAAAAUGUCAAAUGAAAAUUUAUCAACAACAAACGAUAAUAAUGAAAUUUUAACAUUAAUUGAUUUACUUGUUCUUCGUGUUGAAUGUUUAGCCAAUGAAAAUAAAUUAAUUUCAAAAAAGAAACAUAAAAAAGAUAAUUGUCCAAGUGUUGCUGAAGUUGAUCAAAAUUUAAUUGAAUACCUAUAUUAUCUUUUUACAAGAUUUAUUCAUGAUGAAACAAAUUCAUCGAAUAUAUUACGAAUACCAAUAAUUGAUAAAAAUAAUUUUGUUAGUGUUUGUCAAACUUUAGUACGUAAUGGUUGUUUUGAUAUACCACAACCAAGUGUAGAACUUUCACCAGAUCAAUCAAGUUCAGAUACAACAAGUAGUAGUGAUAAAACAUUAACUCAACAAACAUUUGUACGUGAAUAUAAUCCCGAUACAGACACAAUGUUGGCAGAGAAAUCAUCGAUAGACGGUGAAAAUCUUUCAACAACAUCAGCUGAACAAGAAACAUGGCUUAUUGUAGAUUUAGAAGGAACACAAUCGGAAGAUUCAAUGGCAACUUCUGAAACAAUGUGUCACUUGCCAUUAUCGUCAUCUGAUGAACAAUUACUAAUAACGAAUGAUAACUAUAGAUCAUUUGAAUCUGAAUCAUCACCUAGUAUAUAUCUAUCACCAAAUUCUUCAUCAAUUGAUAUACAAAACAUGGUACAAGAACUUGAUGAUAUAAAUAAUCCUUCGAGUACAUCAUUCAAUCAAGAUGGUUCUUUAUUGAAUGUCGUCUCCGAAUCGAAAACAACAAUAUCGACCGAUUCAUUAAAUGAUAAUACUCAAUCGAACAAUAACAUUUGUACAAGAUUAACUAAUGAUGAUAGUGCUAUCGAGAAUAGCGAACCGAUAACAAUGAAUAAUACUGAUAAAAUGUCUCGACGUGAAAAAAAAAUGCAUGAACGUUGGACAGUAUCGACAAAAACUGAUAAGAAUGACAAUGAACAAUCAUCAACAAAAGCCUUAUUAACUGUCGAAUUUCCACCAAUUGCUGUACUUCGACGUAAAGUUUCACCAUCAUCAUCAUCAACUACAAUAGAUAAAAAGGAUAAGAAUGAAAUUGAAACUGAAAUUAAUACAGAUGAUAAAUUAAAUUCAACUCAAUCGACAAAUACCGAGGAGAUUAACACAUCGCCAACAAUAAUCAUGGUGAACAAAACCAAUCCUGAUCAAAUAGUUGAAUUAUCAUUGGAAGAUACACCAGCAAUGAUAAUUACUGAUGUUAGUAAAAACAAUGAUGAUGGACAACUACCAGUAACUGUACCCGAAGUGAUAUGUUUAUCGGAAGAAGAAAUAAUGAUGAGAGUGAAACAAGGUCCAUUAUUAUCAACAACUAUGGAAUGUCCUACAGACACAAUAACAAAUCUGAAUCAUGAAUCAGUUGAUAAUCAACUAACUAAUGAAGAGAACAGUUCGGCUGUAAUAACUAAUCCAUCUGACUCAAACUUGAUGUCUUCUUCUUUGCCGUUAAUAUCAAUAGCUCCUCCUCCUUCUUUGACGUUAACUACAGAUGAGAACAAAUCUAUCGAACCUUUAUCAAAAGAAAAAGGCGAAGAAAAAAUAGAAGAAGAACAACGUUGUAACGACGACUAUAACGCCGACGAAGAGAAAAAGAACAUCAGUAGCUUCAUACACGACUACCACGCGUCGGGAAUAAUAUUAAUAAACGACGACCCAGCACAAACAGCCUUGUUACACGAAGAGAAAAAAGAAAAAGAAGAAGAAGAAGAAGGAGAAAGAGAACGACCAUCAUCGCCAUUACCAACGUUAGAGCAAUUCAACCAGCAGCGGACAGAAGAUGAGUCGCCAGUGCAGACGCCAUCAAACGCUUUAAAUACAAUGGCAACGGCUAAUAUUGAUGAAAAUGAAGAAUUAUAUAAAAAAGUUGAAAUCGAAGAAAUACCAGAUGAUGAAGAAGAAGUUAUAUCAGCUCAAAAUGAUGAAUCAAUAGAACCAACGGAUUAUAUUCACACUGAUGAUGAACCAAAACAAUCAUCAUCAUCAUCAUCACAAUCAAAUAAUACAACUAUUAAUGAUGAUUCUUUAAAAUUUGGUAAUGUUCUAUCUUGUUAUGAAAAAGCAUUAUCUAAAGUAGCUGAUACAACAUAUGAUGAAUCAUUGGAACCCUCGAUUGCUGUAUUAGCUAAAGAAUCUUUAAUAACACCUCAAGAGCCCGCCAAUGAUCCUAUUGCACUACGUGCUUUACAACGUUUUGAAGAACGUAUGAAUGCUGCUGCUGCUGCUGUUAAAACUACUAGAGAAGAUACAAAUUCAUUAGCAAAUAAAGGCAAAUCACCAUGGUCAGCAUCCCUUUCAACAUCAAGAAAAUCACUUGAAAAUCUAUUGAAAGAUGAAGAACAACAAUUUCGUUCAACUGCAGUUUCAUUUAAUGAUGAAUUAAAAUCAGUAUCAUCAUCUUCUCAAGCAGAUAGUUAUAUUCGACCACGUAAAACAUUUGAUGAUAAUAGUCUUAAUUAUGGAACAGCACUUAAUUUAUUUACGACAACAAAUUCAACUACUGAUCAUACGACUAAUAAUGAAGAUGAUCAAAAAUUAGAGGAGGAGGAAGAACAACAGCAGCAACCAUCAACAAUAGUAGAAAAUGAUGAUGACAAACGAGUAGUUGUUGAUAAUAAAUCAAUGAUGAGUGCUGACAUUAAAGAUCAACAUGAUGAAGAAAAGCAAGAUAUAGUAGAUGAUACAAUAAACACAAAUAAAAAUGACCUUAUAAAUGAAGCAGAAAAUUCAAAUAUAUUAUCAUCAACAAUAUCAAGUGAUAAUGCACGAAUAAAUAGUUCAUUAGAUACAGUUAUUUCACAGUCAUCAACAACUGAACAACCAGCUUUUACACCUUAUCGUUUUCAAUUAGAAGGUCGUCGUCGUUUAAAUACUGUUGAACGUAUGAGAGAACGUCAAAGUCGUGAAUCACUUACUAUGACUGAUCAACAACAACAACAACCAACAGUAGUAGCUCAAACUGAUUAUACAGUAAAAUCUGAAGAAAUACAAGAUCCUAUAAUUCGUCGUGCACUUGAACGUUUUGAUGAAAAAAAUCGUACAUUAACUCAAACAAAAUCAAUGAAUUAUGAUGAAAUUCAAGAUCCUGUUACACGACGUGCCUUAAUGCGUCUUGAAUCAAAUUUAAAACGAACAAUUCCUCCUACUCCUCCAACAACUACAAAUGAUUCUAAUGAAACAUGGUAUACGGAAAACUAUACACUUGGUUCAUUACAACCUGCAAAUGAUCGUUUAUCACGUUAUAGUGAAUCAUCACAAUCACCAACAUUUAAUAAUAAAGCAAAACAUAUAUCAAUACAUCAACGUUAUGGUGCACCAUCAUCAUCAACAGAUAUGUCUACAAUAAAUGAUAUGAAUUCAACUAAUGAAAAUAAUAUACCUGUUAUGCGUGUACCAGCACAACCAAUCUAUGUUACAUCAAAUAAUCAACAACAACAACAACUACAACCUCUUAGUUUACGUCAACGAUCACGUUCAGAAGAUAUGCUUACAUCAAGAGAUUUGGUAAUUGGUCAAACAACAAAUCUUGAUGAUGUUGAUAUAUCAAAUCAAUUACAACGAAAUCGUUCAUCCAAUGAAAUGUCUACAAAUCAAUCUGGUUUUCAUUUACCAAAUACAUUAAUUAAAAGUCUUGAACCAACAUUUGUUCGUACAGCAGAAUCAUCUACUAGUUAUGCAACACCAACACAAUCAUAUUCUACAUAUAGUUGUGAAUAUACACGUCCACGUCGUAAUGUUGGAUUACCAUCAAUAGAAACAUCAACAUCAUUUAAUCAAGAAACAAAUCAAUUACCACCGAAAUAUGGUCAGCAGAAUGAUAUACAACGUCCAACACCAUAUCGACCAGCUGUUGAAAAUCAAUAUCAAACACAACCAUCAUCUGCUUUUGCUGCACCUCUUCGUUCUGCUACAAUUCCAUCAACAAAUAAUUAUUAUAGUCAACAAUCUUUACCAGCACCUUCGUAUAAUUCAAUGUAUACAUCAAAUAAUUCGAAUCAAUCACCUUAUUCUGAUGAUCCAAUUGUUCGUCGAGCACUUGAACGAUUUAAUUCUCAAAUACAAAAUAGUCUUCUAUCAACAAAUCAAUAUCAACAACCAAAUAAUUAUUCAUCACAUCAGGGAAAUUUUCAAGAUAAUUACCCAAAUUCAAAUCGUUCAACAUUAAUGACAACAAGUACUAGUAGUAAUAGUAGUAUGGGAGGUUAUCAAUCAAUAAUAGGACGUCGUCGACAGACACGUCAUGAUGAUCUAAAUAAUUCUUAUAUUGAUAAUACAAGUAUAGGUGAUGGUUAUUCAUCAUCAAUAUUUGGUAAUUCACAUAAUCCAUAUACAAUGGGAAAUCAAUAUAUGAAUAUGGCAGAUGAACCUCCAGCUAUUCCACCACGUUUUCGUCGAGAAAAUUUUCGAAAUGAUGAUAUUAAUGAUGCAUAUCGACGACAUUCGAUUGAUGAAUAUCUCUCAGAAAAUAUUAAUAACAACAACAAUAAUAGCAGUCAAACACUUCCACGAGAUACAUUUAUUCAUCAUGCAUAUCCAGCAACAAUAACAAAUUCAUCAGGUUUUCGACCAAUCGAUAAUCAUUAUAAUCAACAAUUUGAUCCAUAUAAUACAAUAUUACAAGAACAAGAUGAUUUACGUGAUCGAGUACCAUCACCAUCAAGUAUUCAUUCAUCAGAAAGUUCGAAACAACAACGACCAACAAGACCAAGUCAUAUUCGAGCACCAAUGAUUCAUACACAAAGAUUACCUCCACCAUCUGUAUCCACACGAACAAAUCUACACCAACAAAAUGGUCGUAGAAAUAAUGAACAAAUGAUGUCAAAUAAAAUGUCACCAGAUAAUUCACAAUCACCACCGUCAGGUCAAAAUAAUGGUCAUAUAUCAGGAGAUUCUGUAUUUCAUCGUCUUGCUUAUACAGGAACGAAAGCAUCAUUAUCAAAAUCAAGUUCAAAUUCAUGUUCAAAUUUAUUAAAUAAAAAUUCAUCACAAAUUCCAUCAAAUAAUUUAAAAUCAUGUGAAAUUGAAUUUGAAGAAACAUCAAAACCAAUUGAAAAUAAUAAUACGAACGAUGAAAUAUCAUUAUUAACAAAUAAAUGUCAACGUUCAAAAUCUGUUGAUGGUCGAGCUAGAUUAAAGAAUUUGCAAUCUCGUACGGCUUCGACGACGACAAAUAAUAAUAAUAAUCAAACAAUAAUUGAUCAUGAAGAAAAUGAUAUUGAUGAUGAACAACGAACAGUACCAUCAUCAAAAUUUAUGCCUAUUAAUAAUGGUCGUCGUGAUGGACCAUCACCACGUGUACCACUUACACCAACGAGUGCAUAUCGAACAUCAUCAUUAAAACGUCCAUCUAAUGGAACUAGUUUUACAUAUACAAAAGAUAAUCAAGGUAUUCGUACACAAAGUUAUAAUGGUACUCCACUUGAAUCUGAAAGUCAACAACCGGAAAUUGAAAAUGAUGAGAAUAUGUCAUAUAAUGAUGAUAAUUAUCAACCAAAAAUAUUAGAUAAUAGAAUACGUACAGCUAUUCCUGUUCAUCGUUAUGGAAAUAAUAAUAAUCAUAAUCAUAAUCAACCAUCACAACCGAUAUCAUCUGUUACAAAUACACCAUCACGAAUAAAACCACCAACAAUAAUUCCAAUUACUUUCGAUAGGAGAGAUUCCAAUUCAUCGACGACAGAUGUUAACAACAGAACACCAAGACGUACGGAUGAACAUCGUCGUUCGUCUCCUACUGGUCAACGACGAAAUAUACCUGUUUCAGUUUUUUCACCAGCUAAACAUGAUACUAAACGUCCAGCACCUGCACCACCCACAUAUAAUUAUGAAUCUCAACAACCAACAUCUUACUCGGCUCGUUUAUCAACCAAUGAUAAUCAUUAUACUCAUAAAACUAAUGAACAAGACGUGGAUAAUAAAAUAUCUUCAACAAAUUCUGAUCUCAAAACAUCAACAGGAAAUCUUAUGAAUGAAUUUACAACUACAACCGAUAAACAUGAUAAUAAUAAUAAUAAUAAUAAUAAUAAAAAGAUGAACGUCUUUGAACGGCUCUUUCGCGGUAAUAAGAAAAAAAGUUAA
Adineta steineri is the source of this 6582-nucleotide messenger RNA. The record is from the annotation of a GenBank genome assembly. Lineage: Eukaryota; Metazoa; Rotifera; Eurotatoria; Adinetida; Adinetidae.